Oppia nitens is the source of this 6224-nucleotide messenger RNA. RefSeq names its product adenylate cyclase type 1-like. Gene Ontology annotation, biological process: cAMP biosynthetic process; adenylate cyclase-activating G protein-coupled receptor signaling pathway; intracellular signal transduction. Gene Ontology annotation, cellular component: plasma membrane. Gene Ontology annotation, molecular function: adenylate cyclase activity. The transcript is spliced from 15 exons. The record is from RefSeq and is a predicted model, not a curated record. Lineage: Eukaryota; Metazoa; Arthropoda; Arachnida; Sarcoptiformes; Oppiidae. The coding region runs from base 206 to 6076 and encodes 1956 amino acids.
UUGAACACAAUGUAGUGUUUUAGUGAUAGCAUUGAACUGUUUGGUGAACAGUGUUUGUAAUGCAAUACAACUAUAAUGUCAUUCAAACACUAAAAACACUGUUUAUAUGACUCUAUGUUUACUCAUCUCCAGACUUGUCUCGGGUUAACCAUUGAUGGCAAUACUUGUCAUGUUUUGAUAAAGUGUUGACCAAUUAGUCCAAACAAUGGAUCAUUCGGUGAAAGCAAUGAAUAGUCACCGAAAGGUGGUGUUUUCAAGACUCUUUAACCGACGACGCUUUGAAAGUAAAGAACUGGAAGACCUGUACCAGAGAUACAUCUUUAAACUGCAACAGUCGUCUAUUAUGAGUGUAUUGGUCCUCUUCAUCAUCUUAACGGCUACUUUAGCCACUCUUCAUAUAUACUACGAGAAAACAGUGACACUGAUCGGUCUAUACUGUCUUUUGCAAUGUCUGGCAUUCAUCGGACUGUUUGUGUUGUCGUUUAAGAUGCAGGACAGCCAACUGCUGGCACUUUGUUAUGUGAUAUUAUUAUUCUUUGUCCUCUUCUGUCUAAUCUUCGCUCCCGUUAACCUCAAGUUAGUGUACACUGACCCGAACAGUGGCCAUAAUGACAGUGGUGUUGUGGACAACUCGACAGUGGACAGAGUGGACAGUGGUGUUGAUCCGUGGUUUGUGUCUCGACUGUGGAAUGUCGACCAUUUGGCUGCAGAAGGYGUUUGGCAGAUAGUUUUUGUCACAUUUGUCACAUACACUAUGUUACCAAUUAAAACCAGAAUCUCACUCUUGAUGGCAGCGACUCUUGCUUUGACUCACAUUGUCAUCACUGCUACCAAUACAAGACAUCACUUAAAUAACACAUUAGUUUUACAACAGAUAAUAGCAAAUGUGGUGAUAUUUCUGGCGGUUAAUAUGAUUGGUUUGUUUGCACAUAAUUUGAUGGAAAGAGCCGGAAGAAAGGCCUUUUUGGACACAAGAAAUUGCAUUAACGCGAGACUAGAGAUGGAAGACGAGAAUGAAAAACUCGAAAGACUUCUCUUAAGUGUUUUACCGCAACACGUGGCGAUGGAAAUGAAAGCCGAUAUACUGUCACCCCGAGAGUUGGGACAGUUUCACAAGAUUUACAUCCAGAAGCACGAAAAUGUCAGCAUUUUGUUCGCAGAUAUAGUUGGCUUUACAGUACUGGCCUCUCAGUGCACCGCUCAAGAGUUGGUCCGAUUGCUCAAUGAAUUAUUUGGUCGCUUCGAUCAAUUGGCUAAUGAUAAUCAUUGUUUGAGAAUUAAAAUUCUUGGGGAUUGCUAUUACUGUGUCAGUGGUCUACCGGAGCCGCGUUCAGACCACGCAAACUGUACCGUUGAGAUGGGACUCGAUAUGAUUGACGUGAUUGCAGACGUCACUGAAUCUACAGAUGUCAACCUUAAUAUGAGAGUCGGUUUACAUACGGGUCGUGUCCUCUGCGGUGUUCUCGGCUUAAGGAAGUGGCAAUACGAUGUCUGGAGCAAUGAUGUCACACUCGCCAACCAAAUGGAAGCGGGAGGAGUGCCCGGAAGGGUUCACAUAACUCAAGCAACACUMGAUUGUCUUCACGGAGAAUAUGAAGUGGAGAACGGUUUUGGAUCGGAAAGGAAUAGCUAUUUGCGUGAACACUGUGUUACCACUUAUUUCAUUGUUCCGCCACUUCAUCGACGAAAGCCAUUUUUAUUUAAUACAUUACAAGUGCGUCAAUUGGCUGCCGGAUCGGCUAAACGGAAGCUGUCCUUUAAAAACGUAUCCAAUGUUGUCAUUCAAUUAUUGCAUUCAAUUAAAUACAAUAUAGACGUCCCCUUCGCUAAUAUGGCAAUGAUUCCGACGGUUAAUCUUCAGUCAACAACUCUCGACAAUCCUUUACCAAAAAAAUUUAAAGUGACUGAUAAGUUGCGCAAACCAUUUAAAAAGAGGCAUUCAGUUGUCUACCAUCAGGGAACCAAUCGGGUUAACAAAUACUUGGCUCAGGCUAUCGAUGCUCGCAGUGUUGACAGAGAAAAGUCAACUCAUGUUAAUGUCAUAACCUUAUGCUUUAAAGACAAAUACAAAGAGCGUCAAUAUCAUGAAGAGAAAGAUCUAGGCUUCGGUAUGGCGUUGGCCUGUGCUAUGGGUGUCCUUAUAUUGUUGGCAACACUUCAGAUUGUUAUACUUCCCCGAACUCUAAUUCUGGUCAUAUUAUUCUUAGUGGCCUUCGUUUGGAUCUCUGUUUUAUUGAUUCUUGUUUUAGGCGCUCGUCUUCAGUGCGUUUGUUGGGAUAUCUCAAAGCACUUUCUGUUACGUUUGGGAAUAAUGAUCUUCACGGUUGUCAUAAUUUAUUCAGUGGCUCAGGUCAAUGUGUUCACAUGCCUUGAAGAUGCAGUUUGUGAUACAACUAAAGGAAUUGAUGAUAAACUUGUUAUAGAUGACCACCGUUUGUGUCCAUUUCCUCAUUAUAUUAUAAUGAGUUGCAUCUUAGCUUUCUUUCCUUUGGUUAUAUUCUUGAGGUUACCGAUGAUGCUUAAGGCAGCACUACUUAUACCAAUGGCCGCUGUCUUCCUUAUUGUCAUUGAAUUCACUCACAACAGACUAUUUCAAUGCACUUAUGAAUUUGAUGUACCGCUCAAUAUAACGGGACCCGUCAUUAUAAUGCACUUUGUUUUUGCCGUUUUAAUUCACGGACGACAAGUCGAGUGGACGGCUCGUCUCGACUUCUUGUGGAACUCUCAGGCUUACGAAGAAAAGGCAGAUAUGAAUGAAUUACAGAGCAGUAAUCGACGCAUACUUUUCAAUCUUUUGCCAUCACAUGUGGCCACACACUUCCUCGACAAUCAAUUCAGAAAUAAUAUGGAUCUCUAUCAUCAAUCAUACACUAAAGUCGGUGUUAUGUUUGCAUCGAUACCUAAUUUUAUGGAGUUUUAUAUUGAAUUAGACGGCAAUAAUCAGGGCGUUGAAUGUCUUCGUCUAUUAAAUGAAAUAAUAGCCGAUUUUGAUGAAUUGUUGGAUCACCAACAGUAUAAAGCCAUCGACAAGAUUAAGACAGUUGGCAGUUGUUAUAUGGCAGCCAUUGGACUGAUUCCAGAAUACAGAAUACCUGAAAACGACACGACAUUUGCCGCCCAAUGUAUGAGUUGUUUAGUGGACUUAGUAUUUGAAAUGAGAGAACGUUUGGCGGAAAUUAACGAAAACUCUUACAAUAACUUUAUGCUUCGCAUCGGUCUUAAUAUAGGACCCGUUGUGGCCGGAGUUAUAGGCGCUCGUAAGCCUCAAUAUGAUAUAUGGGGCGAUACUGUCAACUUAGCCUCGAGAAUGGAUAGUACAGGUCUACCUAAUUAUACUCAAUGUACUGAAGCUGUCUAUCAAUUACUUAAGGAGUGUCCGUAUGAGUUUCAAUGUAGAGGAAGAGUUAAAGUUAAGGGAAAGGGAGAGAUGACUACAUAUUUUUUAAUCGAUCGUAAAAACCAAAAGACUUGCAAUAAUUAUGAAUUUMUUAAUUCUGCAAAUAAUGACUGYAACAGUAAAUCAAUGAAUUUACUUAAUAGUGAUAUUAAUAAUAGCUUAACAAACAACUCAAAUAAUAAAGUCAAGUCAAAUAUACCAAUUAAUGGCAAUAAAACCAAUUUUGCAAAUCCGCCAAUAAUUCAAUCAACGAAAUAUCCCAUAAAGAUUGCAAAUAUUACUAAAAGAGCUGAUUCUAUACCCAGUUAUAACCCACCGAAGCCCAUCAUAACAGAUAUGGCCUCAAGACCUAAAUUCAGUCGAUCUCCUCUAAAUACUCUCAGCUUUUCGAUUACUGAAGAACUUUCAUUACCUGACUCAGUGUCCCAUCAAAACAAAGGCGAUGUCUGGGAGACACUUAAAGAGUUGAGUGCAUCUGUUCCUCCGCCUCCACUUGAAAGUGAUCACUUGGUUUCCAAUCACGACAUUCAACGACUAACAGGUGUCCAGGAAACCAAUUUGGAUGACAUAACACCUCCAUUACCGCCCAAAAACAAUUCAAACAAAAAGCCUUUUCAUAAUUCUUUACUUAGAAAUAGCGCUCAAAAUUCAAAACCAACGAAUGUUUGUCUGUCUCCGACUUAUUCAGAAAAAGCUGUCUCUUUAACUGAAACUAAUUGUGCAACUGUUGAAAGCCGUGAAAGUUUAGAUGAUAUGGAUUGUGACCCAACUCAGGCCACAUCUGCCAGAGGAACGGGUAGACCAUCUUCUGUUGACGAAUCAUCGUUUUAUCAUUCGUCGUCUUCAUCAGAUGUGGCGCCCGUUACCGAUGCAGAGACCACAUACGGUGGUCUAACGCGUACUGAUUUAGACACACCAUCGCCAGCAUUCAAUCGCCAUUCUGGUGGUUCCGCUAGUCUUCAAUGGGUUUAUCCAAAUAUGGAACAAAAAUCAGAAGCGGAUCAUUCAUUUGUUCGGAUGUCUAAUAGAGACGAUUACUAUAUGUUCGGUCAAAAUAAAGACUCAAAAGAUUGCAAACCAAAGACAGAACAACCUUUAAAUAGUAAAAGACAUUAUCUUCACAUUCAUUAUCAUAAUCAUCCACAGAACUCACACAAUGCAACUAAUGAUAUCACAAAAUAUUCAAAUACUAAAAGUCAUGGCACUUCGGGGCCAACACAUUCCGGCUCCUAUAAGAGUGACGGUUCUUCCGGUACUAAUAGUGCCCGAAGAAGACAUCGAAAUAAUAGAAAGGAUCGGACAAAAUAUGAAGAUGACAUCAAUGUUCCGCUUCUUUAUAAGAAUUCACUCAUUGGAAGAACAGUUACGAGUGAUACCGAGGAAGAGCUCGAUGUGAACCUAAUUGGAGCCGCUUCGGCGUCACGAAGAAGAUGUGACCAAAUUAGACGAUCGCCAUCUUUUGGGUCAAACUCAUCACGCAGUCAACGAAAGGGAAGUCUUCCCGAUUAUUAUAAGUCAAAUUCAAACUCAAAAUACGGUAAAAUUUUACCAAAAAAGUUGCCGUCAAUGGAGAGUAUGUCCAAACAAAAUGUAGAAUAUUCGCCACAAAUGCGGAAAAAAGGUUCGCUUCCAAUGAUACCACUCCAAGAAAUUCGAAAUGUUGGCAAAUAUUUUAAUGAAUUUGAUCCUAAAAAUGAUAACAAUAUACUGACAAACAAUUUACAGAUUAGCUUUGAAGAAGAAGAUAGAAAUGAACCGAACUGUGAUGUAUUGAUUGCCACUAAUAAAGACAAUCACAACGAACAGGAACUUAUCAAAAGCAAAGCUCUUAAAUCAAAGGCCGACACACUCUUGGAAAUGGCAGUAGACUUGGCUGAACUCGAGGAACAAUUGCAAAGCAGUACGUCUUCAGGUCUGAAGGCCUAUCGAUUUCCAUUAGAAGACAUUGAUUUUUCUAAAAGGGAACAAAAAAUUAAUAAUAAAAGUGAAAAUAAUUUAAAUUUAAAACAAUUCGCACAACGAAGACAUGCAAAGGAAUCGGAAUAUGAAAACAUAGAUUCCGAUGACAUUCCCUUAUUUAAUGACAACUAUGAUGAAGACGAAGAUUACAAUAAAUUAGAUGACAAUCAAUUAGAUGAUCGAUUGGCAAGUGAUGAAUGUGAYGACCAUUCAUUGCCGGAAUCAAAUCAAUUGUUUGAUAAGACUUGUGAUGACAGUGUUGUCGGAUUGGAUGGACUGUCAGUUAUGAAUGACGCUGGACUUACUGAUGCCGAGGGAGCGCUUAGUGAAGUUAAUUCAUUGUUAAACGAUGGACAUGAAGGAGAUAUGGAUGACACGAGUAUGUCUUCGAGAUCUAAUGCCAGUUCACGAAUGCUCGAUAAUAUUGACUCAAUUAAUCUCAUGUAUGACUCGGAAUUUGAAUAUCCGGCGGCUAAUAGACAUAUGAGACCAGAUAUCUUGUCAGAUGAUGACUGCUUUAAUGUGGAUCCGGACAAUGAUUUAAACAUUAAUUAUUUGGAAGGACAGCAUUCGGGCGUCAAUUUAGUGACUCCGAACACUUUAGCCGAACGAUUGGAAAACAUUCGUAUUAUGACUAACAAUAUUACCCGAAAUUUCGGUCAAACGAAGGCCAAUGCUUUGCGUAGACAACCGGACGAAACCGAUGAUUCCGAGGCUUAGGUGUCAAUCAUUCACUGAUUUUUCCCUUCAAAAUAUCACUCAUUUGAAGGCUUGAGUGCCAAAUAUGUUAUAAUUUAGAAACAAUAAUAAUGUUUCCGUUUAUUGUUAUAUAUAAUGUUUAAAAAUAAUUAUUAAGAUUAAUAUUUUU